AUGACCGACUACCCUAUCGAUGCGGCGGUGGAGAAUGAUUCCAGUGGAUCAAAUAUUGCAUCACCUCGCUCCAGCACAGAUUCCCGGACUGCUUCUGUGGGCAACCGAUCUCUCCGACUUUCAUCUCACGCACCCGGUCACCAGCACCGCCAAAGCAUGAGCGAAAGCCUUCGCGGAACUCCUGGAUCUCCAAGGGCUCGACGACAACCGUCGCUCACCCAGUCCGCCAUCCAGAGCCUCAUUGAUAAUCCUCCGGCUCCAAACAAUGUCAACUCUGCAUUUGCCGGUCGCGACUGGCGGGAAAUUCAGAUUGGCGAGCUCGUCAGUCCGAACGAUUUGAAAUUCGUGGAGCUCGAUACCGGGAUUGAAGAAGCGACGAAUAUCUUGAUCGAUACCGCAGCUCCGGUACUCUUGAUCCGAGAAACGCCUGACCAGAAGUCUGCCGUGGGCACGUUCGACUACUCCGACCUCAAUGCAUACCUUCUGUUGGCAGCAGGACUGACGCAACCCGAUGAAACGUUAUUGGCAUCGUACGAAGAACUAGCUCGAAAGGCGAAACAAGGCAUCAAGAUUCCGCUGAAGGAUGUCAAGGAUCUUGGCAGGAAGGAGCCGCUGACAACGCUUCCUGCAUCAGCCAACGUGAUGACGGCCGUGCAGACUUUCGGAGGAGGCGUACACCGCGUUGUGGUAGUCGAUGAACAGAAGGACAAGGAAGUGGUGGGCAUCUUCAGUCAGUACCGGCUGGUCAAGUUUCUCUGGGAGAACGGACGUAGCUUCCCGGUGAUUGAUCAGCUGUAUCCCCAAUCCUUGCAUGAGCUGGGAAUUGGUUCGCGCGAGGUCAUCUCAAUCAAUGGGGACCGGCCGCUCUGCGAAGCCCUCCAGGUCAUGAAUGACGAGGGGGUUUCAUCAAUCGCCGUGGUGGACAACCAUUUCAAUGUGGUGGGCAACAUCUCAACAACCGAUGUUAAGCUACUCACCCGGUCGUCCUCACUCCCACUACUGCGCAACACCUGCACGCAUUUCAUCUCCGUGAUUCUGUCUACACGUGGCCUGGAAGAGGGCAAGGACUCGUUCCCAGUGUUCCAUGUAAACCCGACUUCGACUCUAGCACAUACCGUGGCCAAGGUGGUUGCGACCAAGUCUCACCGCCUGUGGGUCACCGACCCCCUGUCGCCCGCCUCGUCAGGGCCUCCGACCCCAUCCCAUUCUUCCGUGCACAUCCCUCUACCGACGACUACGCAAUCUCCGCCGCAGACCCCCGCGAUCGGCAGCAAUCCGAGCCUACAGGCCCCGAAUUUCAGCUCUGCGCACCUGCCCAGCCCGCCCCAGUCUUUCCUCGGCGCGACAACCAUGGUGCCAUCGAUCCCUGCGUCCGCUCUGCCGGGGGCGCGGCUCUCGGGACGCCUGGUGGGGGUGGUGAGUCUGACGGAUAUUCUGAACCUGCAGGCCCGGGCGAGCGGGCUAAGUCCGGCCGAUCCCGCGGAGAGUCGGAGUCGACGUCGCCGGAGCAGCAGCUCGAGUGUAAGUGUGCGACGCAGUGGGGAGAUUGGGCGGGAGUUGUUCAGUGGGCGGAUUGUAUAG
Messenger RNA from Aspergillus japonicus CBS 114.51, 1581 nucleotides. RefSeq names its product CBS domain protein. Gene Ontology annotation, molecular function: protein serine/threonine phosphatase inhibitor activity. Gene Ontology annotation, biological process: cellular response to glucose starvation; regulation of mitotic metaphase/anaphase transition. The transcript has 5 exons. The record is from RefSeq and is a predicted model, not a curated record. Lineage: Eukaryota; Fungi; Ascomycota; Eurotiomycetes; Eurotiales; Aspergillaceae. The coding region runs from base 1 to 1581 and encodes 526 amino acids.